CUGAGCAGUGGGAGGGAUGGCAGGCGGGGCUGGGCUGUGCCGGGCCGGGCUGUUGUGAGCCGUGCCGCUCUGUUCUGAGCCGUACCGUGGCGGGGCCAUGGCGGGGAUGGCGGAGGCGCUGGCCAAGGAGCGGGCGGUGCUGGCGGGCGCGGGGCGGCACGACCGCGCCGUGCCCUACCUGGGGCAGCAUUUCGGGGCGCUGCGCCAGGAGUGCCUGCAGCAGGGACAGCUCUUCCAGGACCCCUCCUUCCCCGCCGGCCCCGCUGCCCUCGGGUACCGGGAGCUGGGGCCCCGCUCGCACAAGACUCAGGGCGUCGUCUGGCGCAGACCCACGGAGCUGUGUUCCAACCCCCAGUUCAUCGCCGGCGGAGCCACUCGCACCGACAUCUGCCAAGGGGCCUUAGGGGACUGUUGGCUCUUGGCUGCCAUUGCUUCUCUCACCCUGAACGAAGAAAUUCUGGCCCGUGUUGUUCCCAAAGACCAGAGCUUCCAGGAUAAAUACGCAGGAAUUUUCCACUUCCAGUUCUGGCAGUAUGGCGAGUGGGUGGACGUGGUGGUGGACGACAGGCUGCCCACCAAGAGCGGGGAGCUGCUCUUCGUGCACUCGGCGGAGGGCGGCGAGUUCUGGAGCGCGCUGCUGGAGAAAGCCUACGCCAAGCUGAACGGGUCAUAUGAGUCUCUCUCUGGUGGCAGCACCACCGAAGGCUUCGAGGACUUCACUGGUGGCAUUGCAGAAUGGUAUGAGCUGCAGAAGCCACCCCCCAACCUCUUCAAAAUCAUCCAGAAGGCUCUCCAGAAGGGCUCUCUCCUUGGCUGCUCCAUUGAUAUCAGCAGUGCUGCAGAAACAGAAGCAGUCACCUCCCAGAAGCUGGUGAAGGGACACGCGUACUCGGUCACCGGGGCAGAGGAGGUGAGCUUCAGAGGAACAGCGCAGAAGCUGAUCAGAAUUCGAAAUCCCUGGGGAGAAGUGGAGUGGACUGGGAAAUGGAAUGACAACUGCCCAAACUGGAGUGGAGUUGACCCUGAGGUGCGGGAGAGACUGACCAGGAGACAUGAAGAUGGGGAAUUUUGGAUGGCGUUCCACGACUUCCUGAGGCACUACUCCCGCCUGGAGAUCUGCAACCUGACUCCAGACACCCUGGCCAGUGACAGCUACAAGAAGUGGAGCCUGCUGAAGCUGGAUGGGAGCUGGAGGCGAGGAGCCACUGCAGGGGGCUGCAGGAACUACCCAAACACUUUCUGGACAAACCCACAGUAUUUGAUCAGGCUGGAGGAGGAGGACGAGGACCCUGAUGAUCCCGAGGGGGGCUGCACUUUCCUCAUUGGGCUGAUCCAGAAGCACCGUCGGAAGCAGAGGAGGAUGGGGGAGGACAUGCACACCAUCGGCUUUGCCAUUUAUGAGGUGCCCCCAGAGUUUUCUGGCCAGACAAAUAUCCAUCUGAGCAAAAACUUCUUCCUGACCAACAAAGCCAGGGAAAAAUCCAACACCUUCAUCAACCUCCGGGAGGUGCUGAACCGGUUCAAGCUCCCUGCAGGAGAAUACAUCAUUGUGCCCUCCACCUUUGAACCCAACAAGAAUGGGGAUUUCUGCCUGAGAGUCUUCUCUGAAAAAAAUGCAAACUCCACGGUGAUAGAUGAUGAAAUUGAAGGCAAUUUUGAUGAGACUGAGGUCAGUGAAGAUGACAUCGAACCCAGCUUUAAGAAGCUUUUUGGGCAGCUGGCAGGAAAUGAUGCAGAGAUCUCCGCCUUCGAACUGCGCAGCAUCUUGAAUAAAAUCCUGGCUAAACGCCAAGAUAUUAAAAGUGAUGGCUUUAGUAUUGAGACAUGCAAAAUAAUGGUUGACCUGUUGGAUAAUGAUGGGAGUGGCAAACUGGGACUUAAGGAAUUCCACACCCUCUGGACAAAGAUUCAGAAAUACCAGAAAAUUUACAGAGAAAUUGAUGUGGAUCGAUCGGGUACCAUGAACUCUUAUGAGAUGAGGAGGGCUCUGGAAACAGCAGGGUUCAAACUGAACUGCCAGUUACACCAGGUCAUCGUGGCUCGUUUUGCUGACGAGGAUCUCAUCGUUGACUUUGAUAACUUCGUGCGGUGUUUGAUUCGGCUCGAGGCCUUGUUCAAAAUGUUUAGAAAACUGGAUACUGAGAAAAGUGGGACAAUAGAAUUGAACCUUGUUAAUUGGCUGUGCUUGACUGUCAUUUGAGCCACCAGUGUCAGCCUGACACCUCAACAAGAGCAUGAUCAGGUGGAGAUAAUCAAGCUCCAUACAAGUAAUAUCCAAACAUGAAUGUGCCUUAACUUACAGAGCAAGCAGAUUUUGCAUGCAAUUGCAGGAAGAAAAGCAUUCUACUUCCACAGAAGAACCUGCAAGCUCAUUUUUUCUUCUUCUAACAGUCUGUGCCUACUAUCAUAUAGCCUCUGGACAAAGGCUUUAAUUUAGUAGCAAUUCUAAAUGCAAGUUUUGAGAAUACUGCUUUGCUAAUAUCUUUGUUUUUAAG
This is a messenger RNA of Ficedula albicollis (Collared flycatcher), 2495 nucleotides long. RefSeq names its product calpain 2 (gene CAPN2). The transcript is spliced from 21 exons. Bases 98 to 2200 code for a protein of 700 amino acids. Gene Ontology annotation, biological process: proteolysis. The record is from RefSeq and is a predicted model, not a curated record. Gene Ontology annotation, molecular function: calcium ion binding; calcium-dependent cysteine-type endopeptidase activity. Gene Ontology annotation, cellular component: cytoplasm. Lineage: Eukaryota; Metazoa; Chordata; Aves; Passeriformes; Muscicapidae.